This is a messenger RNA of Athalia rosae (coleseed sawfly), 1104 nucleotides long. It is a transcript of the gene Scp1, whose product is annotated as sarcoplasmic calcium-binding protein 1. The record is from RefSeq and is a predicted model, not a curated record. The transcript is spliced from 5 exons. NCBI's taxonomy places the organism in Eukaryota, Metazoa, Arthropoda, Insecta, Hymenoptera, Athaliidae. Gene Ontology annotation, molecular function: calcium ion binding. Bases 229 to 819 code for a protein of 196 amino acids.
UUCGGUGUCACGUACGUUGCUUCAAUUUUUUGGUCUCCGUAGAAAUUGCUUGUUUCAUUCUGAAAAUAAAUAAGAUCAAUUAAUACUGCGGCUUUAGAUUAACAUUUGAAAUCUGCAUUGGAUUCCGGGAUUCGUUUUUUCAAUUACAUCGAGAAGGUUGAAAACUAAAGGAGAAAAAGAGAAAAAAAUAUUAGUAGUUAUUAUUUAGUUUCAGCAAAAAAAUAAGACAUGGCAUACAGUUGGGACAAUCGCGUUAGCUUCAUUGUCAAGUUUCUUUAUGAUAUAGACAACAAUGGAGUACUGGAUCAGCAUGAUUUUGAGUGCAUGGCUCUGAGAAUGACACUCAUUGAGGGUAAAGGUGAAUUCAACUACAAUCACUAUCAGGAAAAUCUUCAUAUCAUGCUUUCCCUAUGGGAGGAAAUCGCUGAGCUUGCGGAUUUCAAUAAGGUAGAAUUUGAUGGAGUGGUAACUACGGAAGAAUUCAAAGUAGCAGUUCAAAGAAGCUGCAUGGGACGAUCUUACAGAGAUUUUCCGCAAGCAAUGAAAAUGUUUAUCGACAGUCAUUUUAAAUUAGUCGAUAUAAACGACGAUGGAGUCAUCGCUGCUGAUGAAUUUCGCUAUAAUUGCGUGACGAGAAUUCCAGUUGAUAACAUCGAUGCUUUGGAUGAUGCUUAUCAAAGUCUUCUAAACGAUGAUGACAGAAGACGUGGAGGUUUGACUUUGGCACGGUACCAGGAGUUAUACGCGCAAUUUUUGGGUAAUCCUGACGAAAAUUGUCCCGCCGUACAUCUUUUUGGCCCCCUACACGAGCUUUGUUAAUUUCUUAUACGGACAAUUCAAAUUAAAACCAACAAAAAACAUAUAUAUAUAUAAGUCUGAUGACUAGAACAAAUACUGAAAAAAAGACAUGUGACGAAAGUUACUUUCAUUUUAAAGGAAACAGAGAAUCUUAUGUGAAAACCUUCAUGAUACUUACAGCAUAGAAUAAUAAAUUAUUCAUGUUGUUAUACAACAUCAUUACUAUAAGAGUUAGCUAAGCUAUUGUGAUUAAUUAUAAAUAUUUUCAUAUUUCGACUUUUCAAUAAAUCAACACAAUUUUCAUAA